Sorex fumeus (smoky shrew) is the source of this 2462-nucleotide messenger RNA. RefSeq names its product dpy-19 like 4 (gene DPY19L4). Gene Ontology annotation, molecular function: mannosyltransferase activity. Gene Ontology annotation, cellular component: nuclear inner membrane. The transcript is spliced from 19 exons. NCBI's taxonomy places the organism in Eukaryota, Metazoa, Chordata, Mammalia, Eulipotyphla, Soricidae. The coding region runs from base 1 to 2277 and encodes 758 amino acids. The record is from RefSeq and is a predicted model, not a curated record.
AUGGCGGCGGCGGCGGACGGAGCCGGCGCGCGGGCCCCGCUGCCGCCCGAGGCCGCGGGGCGGAGCUGCGGGGGCGCGGGGGGCGCCGAGGCCUCGGGCGGGCGCGGGCGCGCGGCGGGCGCAGUCUCUGAAGGACCAGCUGGUGAGCUGCGCCAGAGGAAGAAGCCCAAGCCUCCAGAGCAGAAGGACGCCACCAAGGAGGAGAGCGCCCCGGCCGACAGAGCACCCAAGCACGUGCUGUUCCAACGCUUCACCAAGAUCCUCAUCGGCUGCCUGGCCGCCGUCACGAGCGGCAUGAUGUACGCGCUGUACCUGUCCGCCUACCACGAGCGCAAGUUCUGGUUCUCCAACCGGCAGGACCUGGAGCGGGAGGUCACCUUCCAGGGCGACAGCGCCGUCUACUAUUCCUACUACAAGGACCUGGUGAAGGCGCCGUCCUUCGAGAGAGGCGUGUAUGAGCUGAUGCACAACAACCGGACCGUGUCCCUGAAGACCAUCAACGCCAUGCAGCAGCUGUCCCUGUACCCCGAGCUCAUCGCCAGCGCGCUCUACCAGGCCACGGGCAGCAGCGAGGUGGUGGAGCCCGUGUACUUCUACAUCGGCAUCGUGUUCGGCCUGCAGGGGAUCUACGUGACGGCCCUGUUUGUCACCAGCUGGCUCCUGAGCGGCACGUGGCUGGCGGGGAUGCUCACGGUCGCCUGGUUCAUCAUCAACAGGGUAGAUACCACCAGAAUCGAUUACUCCAUUCCUCUGAGGGAAAACUGGGCACUGCCGUAUUUUGCGUGCCAAGUCGCCGCACUGACGGGCUACUUGAAAAGCAGCUUAAACAGUUACGGGGAGAGGUUCUGCUACCUGCUGAUGAGCGCGUCCACCUACACGUUCAUGGCCAUGUGGGAGUACAGCCACUACCUGCUGUUCCUGCAGGCCGUCUCGCUCUUCCUGCUCGAGAGCGCCUCCCUGCGCCAGAGCGACAAGGUCCAGGACGUGUACAAGAUCUACAUGUUCUCGCUCUUCCUGGGCUACCUGCUGCAGUUCGAGAACUCAGCCCUGCUGGUGUCCCCCCUGCUGAGCCUCGUGGCCGCCUUGACGCUCGCCAAGUGCCUUCAGCUGAAUGUGAAGAAAGGAACAUUCAUCGCCAAGAUCAUGAGCCUGAUCCACUUCUACCUGGUGUGUGCCCUGACGGUGGCCGUGCACGUCCUCCUGAAGACUUUCGUGCCACACAAGGAGAAUGGGCACAUGCUGCGCUUUCUGGAAGUCAAGUUCGGACUGAACCUGACCAGGAACUUCACCAUGAACUGGCUCCUGUGCCAGGAGGCCCUGCAGGCGCCGUCCCAGGACUUCUUCGUGCGGCUGACACAGUCCUCCCUGCUGCCCUUCUACGUGCUCGUGUUGGUCAUUUGCUUCCUCUCCAUGGUGCAGGUCAUCCUUCGGAGGCUCAGGGGCGAGUCGCUGAGGGAGAGCGCAGCCCUGGAGGACGGGCGGAUUGGAGAGAGGCCUGAAAUCAUCUACCACGUGACCCACACCCUCCUCCUGGGCUCGCUUGCGAUGGUCAUCGAAGGCCUGAAGUUCCUGUGGACGCCCUACGUGUGCAUGCUGGCCGCGGCCGGCGUGUGCUCCCCGCAGCUCUGGACCACGCUCUUCAAGUGGCUGCGGGUGCGAACUGUCCACCCGGUCCUGCUGGCGCUUAUUCUGAGCAUGGCCGUGCCCACCAUCAUCGGCGUCAGCUUGUGGAAAGAGUUUUUUCCGAGGCUAAUGACGGAGUUGAUGGAGCUUCAAGAAUUCUACGAGCCUGACACGGUGGAGCUCAUGACCUGGAUCAAGAGGCAGGCCCCGGUCGCCGCCGUGUUUGCGGGCAGCCCCCAGCUGAUGGCCGCCAUCCGACUGUGCACCGGCUGGAUGGUGACCAGCCUGCCACUGUACAGCGACGAGGACCUGCUCAGGAGGAACGAGAACAUUUAUCAGAUCUAUUCCAAACGCUCUGCUGAGGACAUUUAUAAAAUCCUGACCUCUUACAAGGCAAAUUACCUCAUUGUAGAGGACGCUAUCUGCAACGAGGUGGGGACCACCAGGGGCUGUCGGGUGAAGGAUCUCUUGGACAUCGCAAAUGGCCAUGUCGUCUGCGAGGAAGGUGACAAGCUGACCUACUCCAAGCACGGGCGGUUCUGCCACGAGGUGAAGAUCAACUACUCGCCCUACGUGAACUACUUCACGCGCGUGUACUGGAACCGGUCGUACUUCGUGUACAAGAUCAACACUGUGAUAUCCUUCCAGUCCUGAGUGGGAGCGAGCCCCCUCACGGGCCGCCCGCGCCCCCCACCUGCCGCCCCGCCACUCCUUCCUUCCUGUCGCCUGGCUCGACCCUCCAGUGGCGGUGACAGUUUCCUCACAGAGCUCCACCCGGUCAGGACAUCCACCUGGAACUGGAAUCUUUUCAAAGCCGGAUUCUGCCGUGUCCCCUACUA